This is a messenger RNA of Funneliformis mosseae, 1218 nucleotides long. The record is from the annotation of a GenBank genome assembly. Lineage: Eukaryota; Fungi; Glomeromycota; Glomeromycetes; Glomerales; Glomeraceae.
AUGGCCGAUAGUAGUUCAUCUACUUUAUUAUCAACGGCACAGGUCGUUAUUCCACCAGCACCAUCGCCAAAUGUUAGAUUUGCAUCGUUGAGGCAUUGGUAUUCACGUUCAGAACAAACAUUAGAAGCAUCAGAAGCGAGAUUGUUAUCAAGGUUGGCGUACUUUAAGAUAGAUGGUAAAACAGUAGGUUCACCAGAAAAUUCAAAAACAACAGCAAGAGUGGGAUUGGUGGACUUGGAUGAUACCGACGAUUCAGACGAAACCUUAAAUUAUGAGCAGCUUGGAUUUACUGACAUGCCGCAAACGGAUUUGAAGGUCCAAUCAAAUACAACGACAGUAAAUGAGGAAAAAAAUCCCUCAAUUAAAAAUUUGGUGAUGUGUCAUGGAUUUGGAGGGGGACUUGGAUUUUUUUACAGGAAUUAUCAUGGAAUAAGUCAAGUACCCGGGUGGAGAACUUACAGUAUAGAUUGGUUGGGGAUGGGUAGAAGUUCUCGACCACCAUUCAUUAUAAAGGGGAAAACCGUUGAUGAAUAUGUUGAAGAGACCGAAAAUUUUUUUAUCGAUUCAUUUGAAAAAUGGAGAAAAGUUCAUAAAAUUGAUAAAAUGACCCUAUUGGGUCACAGUUUAGGAGGAUAUUUAGCAGCGGUUUACGCUAUGAAAUACCCCAUGUACGUAGAAAAACUGAUAUUGGUUUCCCCAGUUGGGGUGCCAAGAAAUCCACAAAAUGAACCGGGAUACCUUAAGGAUGGUGGAAGACAAAUUCCUGGAUGGGUCAUAAAGUUAUGGAAUGCUCAUGUCACUCCACAACUAAUAUUGCGUUGGUUAGGACCAUUCGGUCCGUCCCUUGUUACGAAAUAUACCUCUCAUAAAUUUUCUCACCUUGAAGAAAUCGAUCAAUUAGAUUUGCAUGAUUAUCUUUAUAACAUUUCCACCGCCGCGGGUAGCGGAGAAUUUGCUAUUACAAGAAUCCUUGAACCCGGUGCUUUUGCUCGUAAACCAUUAAUUGAUAGGUUGCAUGAAAUAAAAAUGCCCACCACAUUUUUGUAUGGUGAAAAUGAUUGGAUGGAUUAUCGUGCCGCCGAGAAAGCCAAAAAUUCAAUGAAAGUGCCCGUUAAAAUUGAGAUAGUACCAAAAGCUGGUCAUCAUCUUUAUCUUGACAAUCCUAUCGAUUUUAAUAAAUUUGUGAUCAAAGAGAUGUUGGAAAAUUCUAAUAAGUAG